Molecule: messenger RNA, 900 nt
Organism: Pantherophis guttatus
Lineage: Eukaryota; Metazoa; Chordata; Lepidosauria; Squamata; Colubridae
Gene: EIF5A
Product: eukaryotic translation initiation factor 5A
Biological process (GO): positive regulation of translational termination; positive regulation of translational elongation
Molecular function (GO): translation elongation factor activity; RNA binding; ribosome binding
Source: RefSeq, a predicted model, not a curated record
GUCGCGAGCUCGCGGGCGGAGGGGGGGAAGCGGGGGGGAAGCGGGAGAGGCGAAGAAGUGCGCGUGCGCACUGCGGGCUGGGUUGCAGCAGGCAGCGGCGGCGGCGCGGCGGCGGCGGUUGAGCUCGCGGGCGGCGGUUUCCACAACAUCUGAUCCACCAUGGCUGAUGACCUGGACUUCGAGACCGGCGAUGCCGGCGCCUCCGCCACUUUCCCCAUGCAGUGCUCCGCCCUCCGGAAGAACGGCUUCGUGGUGCUCAAGGGGCGUCCCUGCAAAAUUGUGGAGAUGUCCACUUCGAAGACGGGCAAGCACGGCCACGCCAAAGUGCAUCUCGUCGGCAUCGACAUCUUCACUGGGAAAAAAUAUGAAGAUAUCUGCCCCUCCACUCACAACAUGGACGUGCCCAACAUCAAGAGAAAUGACUUCCAGCUUAUUGGGAUCCAGGAUGGCUACCUUUCUCUGCUCCAGGACAGCGGGGAUGUCCGGGAGGAUCUGCGUCUCCCUGAGGGAGACCUGGGCAAGGAGAUCGAACAGAAAUACGACAGUGGAGAAGAAAUACUGAUCACCGUUCUGUCUGCAAUGACGGAGGAAGCUGCUGUCGCCAUCAAAGCCAUGGCUAAAUAAAGGAACCACAGGUGAGUCCAGGCAACAGCCGCAGCCGCAACAAACUUAUAAUGAACCAGAGAGGAUCGCAACCCGCAGACUGUCAGAUUGGGCUCCAAACCCACCCAAAAUCUUGGUUUUUUUCCCCCUCCCCUUCCCCCUUUUUCUUUUCUUCUUCUUCUUUCUUCUCUCUUUCCCUUCCUUUCAAACAAAACAAACGCCCCCCUCCCUUUUCCCAUCCACCCACCCCCCCUCUUCGAAUCCUUCCCUUUUGAAUUAAAACGAAAGAAAAACCAA